Messenger RNA from Mesorhabditis belari, 408 nucleotides. The record is from the annotation of a GenBank genome assembly. Lineage: Eukaryota; Metazoa; Nematoda; Chromadorea; Rhabditida; Rhabditidae.
AUGACUUUGGAGGCUUUUACUGGAAAAUGGAUUCAAUCAAGAGCCGAAAAUUUUGAAGAGUAUUUAAAGGAAGUUGGAGUUGGACUAAUGAUGAGAAAAGCGGCAGCGAACAUUAAAGUGACACUGACAAUCACUGUUGAGGGCAAUAAGAUCACAAUGAAGCAAGAAUCGACCUUCAAAAAUCAAGAGCACAUUUUUGUGAUUGGCGAAGAGAAAGAAGAAGAAACGGCUGAUGGGCGAAAGUUUAGAUCAACGAUCACACUUGUGGAUGGGAAACUUGUGCAAAAGCAGACGCCAAUCAAAGCUGGUGAUAAAGCAUCAACAAUUACUCGAUGGGUACAAGGAAACGAAUUGCAUGUGCAAAUGGAAAGUGGAAACGUGAAAGCUCUCCGUGUCUACACAAAACAA